Cryphonectria parasitica EP155 is the source of this 3049-nucleotide messenger RNA. RefSeq lists its product as uncharacterized. Gene Ontology annotation, biological process: activation of GTPase activity. NCBI's taxonomy places the organism in Eukaryota, Fungi, Ascomycota, Sordariomycetes, Diaporthales, Cryphonectriaceae. Gene Ontology annotation, molecular function: GTPase activator activity. The record is from RefSeq and is a predicted model, not a curated record. The coding region runs from base 1 to 2298 and encodes 765 amino acids. The transcript has 2 exons.
AUGAUGCUGUACGAGCGACCCGUUGAACAAACCAUUGUCCUUUCCGACGCCGGAUCGCCCCCGGGAUUAUCCACCUCCAAGUCCUCCAAGUCCUCAUCCUUCCCCUCCUCCAGGUCCUUUGGUUCGGACAGGGAGAGCGUCAUCACCGAUGUGAGCAAUUUUGAAGAUAUUGGCCUUCAGGAUGACGCUCCGAGCCAAGACCACGAUGUGCACCAGCCCAAACGUGACCCGAGCCCGUUCGCUCGCUCCUACGCCUCUGACCUGCGUGCCGCAAAGUCUUUGACCAACCUGAAGGCCCAGCCGCAGCCGCAACAGCAGCAGCAGCAGCCGCCCAUAAGGCCAUUGUCCAAGUCGCGGACUCUGCAGGUGACCCAGAGAGAGAUAUACAAUCCCAUGCGGCGGCGGUCUAACUCGCCCAACCUGCAAACUGAGCGCCGUGACCCCCACGUGCGCAAUGCUAGCACCAAUCAGCUCGUCUCCGAAUCUCUGAACCCGCUUCCUCUCCGAACCCAGAGCAACCGUACGCCAAACAGUCGGCCCUCGGUCCCCUCCUUCAGCCGUCGUCACCGAACUCCGAGCCCAAACCUCGCUCCGAGUCUCUCCUUGGCCACAAGGGGCCCCGCCCUGUCAUUGCAGCUGCGCCGGAGCAGCUGGCAGUCAAACCGAGAACGAAAGAGCGAGGCGGAGCUGGAGAAGGAAUGUGACGAGGAUGACGGUGAUGAUAUCCCCGAAGGCUUCGUCUUGGACAAUGUCCCGCUAUCGCCUCGUCCUGUCUCUGAGCGCACAAAGAGCCAGCCUUCUUCAAAGACAGCUUCACCGGAACGACCCGCCAAGGGCACACGGAUACGCAGUGUUGGUAAUGGAACGCCUGCUGUCGCUGCUGCGCAUGGCUCUAUCGGAGAGCUGCGGUCCCCCGGCGCGAGAUCCGAUGCCACAUUUGCGUCUCUGAGAUCGCCCGACGGAAGCACCGCUACGAGCCCCAUCAAGCGGGCCAACAGUUGGAAUGCGACGCUGGCAGAGUUGAACAAGGACGCCCAGGAGCUGACCGAGAAGCUGGAAGAGCAUGCCGAGGAGCUGGCGACCAAGUCGCAGCGGUCGAGCACCGGAUCGAUCCCCAAGGCGCGCCGGCACAGCGAUGAAUCGAAAUCCAAGCACAAGUCUGCCUUGGCCGAACUGCCGCCUCUGCGCCGUACCAACAUCAUGAUCGACCCCCUGCCCAUUUCUAAGGAGAAGGAGGCUGUUUUGUCGCGCACGCGCCCCUCGUGGCUCCCGCCAAAGGAUCCGGCCGAAGAGCGCCGUCACCUGAAGGAGUACCAGAAGAUGAUGGCUCGAAGCCAGGAGAACGAACGCCGCAGGGAGGAGAAGAAGAAGGCCAUGUCCAGCAACAAGGAUCAGGCGGCCGACAGCCUCAUGCAGAUCUGGGAGAAGGACAUUGUUCCCAGGUGGAACGACGCCAUCCGUGAGCGCCGCACACGUGAGCUUUGGUGGAUGGGUGUCGCCCCUAGGAGCCGUGGUGCUGUUUGGACCAAAGCGAUCGGCAACGAUCUGGGUCUGACGGAUAAGUCCUUCCAGGCGGCUCUUGGACGGGCGCAUUCCGCCGAUGCUCGUGAGAAGGCAGGCCACGGUAGCCCUGAGGACCACAAGUAUACCGGCUGGAUGCGUGCCAUCCGCAAGGAUGUCGAGGAGCACACCUGGCAGGACCUGCGCAUCUUCCAGGCUGGUGGCCCGCUUCACCAGUCCCUUCUGGACGUCUUGUCGGCAUAUGCGAUGUAUCGCAGUGACAUCGGCUACGUCACUGGUUCCAACACUAUCGCCGCACUUCUUCUCCUAAACACUCCCACGCCCGCAGCUGCAUUCGUCGCACUUGCCAAUAUCCUCAACCGUGCCUUGCCGUUGAGCUUCCACUCCGAUGACGCCGGGGCCAAGUCAUCAGCAUACAACCUUCUUUUGCAGACCCUGGCAGCUAAGUCACGCGAUCUCCACGACCACCUGACCAAGCUGCCCGAGCAUGACCUGGAUCUGUACAUGGGAGAAAUCUUCUCGUCUCUCUUCACCAGCCAGCUCGCCCUCGAUGAAGCAUCUCGCCUGUGGGAUGUCUACAUCUUUGAGGGUGAUGCGGUGUUGAUCAGGGCCGGCGUUGCGGUGCUGCUGGAUCACGAGAUGGCCCUCCUUGGCACCAAGAGCGUUGGCGAGGUCCAGAAGGUGAUCCGCAGCAAGAAGCACCGGCUCGUGGGCAAGCCUGGUGACGAGGAUCGAUGGAUGAAGGCGGUCCGAGAGGCCGGAAAGAAUAAUUCCUGACGAUCACAACACCCUCCGAGCCUUUCAAACACCAAACCCACCAUCCCCACCUUAUAAAGGCUUUGUGCACAGCAUGCUCUCUGGCCAAGCCCUCGGGGUCUCCCGACCUCAAGUUGUCGCACCCAUUCUACCCGGAUGCUGUCGAUCAACCGAGACAAACUGGCAUUUUUUGUGGCCUUCAUUUGGUCAUCUCAUUCGUACUUCUUCCACAAUAUUGUGUACACCUUAAUUCUCGUGAAUGUGCUGGGGAUGGAAAAGCACCUGGACUUGGCUUGGAGAUAAUUUCGGAGACGAAAGGGUUUCAUUUUCUUUUUGUUUAUUUUUCUCUCUUUCAUUUGCGAAUGGGAGCAACGGAGUCAUGGCACGUCCAUCCUGGAAUUCUAUACUGGCCUCUACACGCCGGUUUUGCAUGGCAACCAGGGCUCAUGUACCUUUUGGUGUGAAGCGCGCUAUGCAAUAGGAGAGAUGGAGAGAGACGACGGUGCAAAAGGGAUGGUCAUUUCCUGACCUGAGCUCGCACCCCGCGGCGUGACAGCUAUGAAUUUUACAACCGAGGCCCUCUGGGGUUUGCAUAGAUAGGGCAGGCUCGGUUGAUGAUUUACACGUCGAUACAAAGGAUGGGAUUUUUUUUUCUUCUAAGGGUGCGGCACAUAGAUCAUAGGGUGGGAAAAUGGGGGCGGACGAGCUAUGGAUCCGCAGAUGUACUUUUGGAUACAGAACCAAUGUUAUAUUGGCCAUGAGGCCUCUCGAG